AUGGAUUGCCGUCGCCCUCAAACCGCGAGAAACUCUUCCGCCUUGCCGUCGUCGCGGUCCUUCUCUUCUCCCAGUCCGAAAGGUUUUGGCCGCGCCAAGCAACGGCCGGCAGUUCAGCCCCUCGAUUUGACAGAGUUGCCUCGCGAACCGAACGCUGCAGCCUCUCCCAAAGGCUCGCUAUCUCGAGUUACUCAGAACCAUCGAUCCACACGCGAUCGCCCAGUGUAUCGUCAUGUCGUGGCUCGAAUCGCAACUGACGUGCGAAUCGACGCCAGUGCGAACCGCAGCUCUUCUGCUACUUUCCCUGGUACUCCCUUCUCAGUUGUCGGUAUCCCACAGCGUCCAGAAGUAGAAACCUGCUUCCCACAUCUCGGAAACCAACCAGUUAGCGGCCCUUACGAACCGCCCACGAAACAAAACUGUCGGCAACACUAUCGUCAAACAACUAGCGCGUUAGGGAGCCCAGGCGAGGGACCCUAUUCUACGCUUUCGUCUUCCUCGCCACUCGGUAUCACGAGCGUCUGCGGUAUUUCGGGGGAAAGUGAAUUUCCCUUUGGUGCCUCUGCGGUCAACUCGGCGCGAUCACCUCACACGCGCGGUGACCUCACGACCCAUCAGACUGCCCACAGUUUUGUCAGGGAACCUCCGGUCGUGGUCUGCGGGACGCCAGUGCAGCAUCACUUGCCAGUUUCCAGGAUAUCCUCGUCACCACCUCAGUCUCUCUGUGUUGAGCCUACUCCACGAACUCAACUCUCUUCUAGUCAGGGAGCGACGCCGGCGUCAGCCAGGGCACAACCAGACUGUGGACCCUCCAGAUGCACGACUGCCUCGACGUAUCGUCAGUCGCGUCUUCCUCUCUCAUCACUGCGAAACGGGCUUUCUGGUUCCGCUUUCAUCGACGGUGGGAGCUCAGGAGGCUGGUGUGUGUCGACAGCUCGGAGCAGCUCGGUAGAGACAUGUGGAACGUUUCCUCGUCCCUUCGACGUCAGGCAUUCCCUGUCACAGACUGGGAGUCGCGGAAAGAAAAAACGGUCGACAAAUCGUAUCGUCCAGACUGCGGACAGCGGUCACAUGCCGGCACCACGUGUGCGGACUGGAGAUACCUCUGGCGACGACAGCCACGCAGAAGAAAAAAAGCGGUUCGUGGAUCCUGCCACAUAUACGCGCCUCCCACCCGAGGUAUGGGUGUACAAGUAUCAAUCUCCCGUCGGCCUGCCAGCAGCGUCUUGCACAAAUCGGGAAGUCUCGAAAAAGCAGGGUUCUACCGGGACCGACCCUGACGAAACAGGUGGUAAGUGGGAUUCCGGUGGAAGCGCGGACGUGAUCCAGUCUUCUAGCUCUUGCGUUCCUCCGGCAGAUCCUGGUCAUAUAGGGAAAGAGAUUGCGUUUCCUCUGGAGCAUCCACAAGGGCAUCAACAAGCCGACUUCCUAUGCUCCUCGAUUCCCAUCCUCCUCCAAGUGUACGAAGUCCCGACUCUUUUCAGUCUGAAAAAUGGACUGGCCAGGACCAACCACUUUCCGUGGCCGCCGCCGUGUCUCUCCCAGGACAGCGUCGGCCCCGCUGUGCCCUUGAAGACCACGGCCCUCCGAGAUGCUCGGGACAACGCGAACGUAAACAUAUCAGGCAGAGAGGCAGAAGACAAGGGACAAAACGUAGUGAACCGUCACAAGGACGAGGCUGCGCCUCUACAAUCUCACCUCUCACCCUACGGCGGACCCCUUUCACAACACCCGGCUGAAUCUCGCCUGUCAAAAACACCCCGUAGCACAAAUGAGAGCCGCGGAAUAGGAAGCGUUUUAGGAUGUCGAUCCCCCCGAGAAGCAGGAGACGAGGCCUCGCGUUCGCAUCAGGCAGCUCUUCCUUUACCUCCACCAAAUGGCUUUCUGGCAAGAGGCCUUCAAGCGAUUCACAAAGGACGGAUCCAGCAAACUUGGUGGCGCGGUUUGAUGCGAACGCUGGACGUGUCUUUCUCUGAGCUGUCUAGGCAGCUGAAAUUGUUUGCUCCCUUCCAUGCCCGCUGCGUUGAGAAACUGCAGCAGAGCCUCCUCGCUUACGGAGAAAUCUACGACGCGUCUGUCGCGGAUAUUUUCUCUGAACUCCAAACGUCUCUUUUGGAGCUGUACAAGACGGAGGUCAGUCUCCGGCGGGAGCAACGCGAUAUGUCAAGGCUGCUGGAACUGCUCGAGGGAAAAAGGCAAGAGGCCGAAGAGCUGAGGCGCAUGCUAGACAUCCAUACCCAUCUCUUUGGACUGCAGGAACUUGACGCCCUGGCUGUGCGCCAAGCGGAAGAAGAAGCUACGGCGGCGGAUUUACAGUGGCAACGCCUCCUUGAGCACCUCGAGGCCGUCCGCCUCAAUCGCGACAGGGUAGCAACAGCCGAGACAUGGGUCACACGGUCGACCGGCGAAUGUAAAGACGGGGAUCUGUCGAACCCACAUCGGCAGGUGAUUGCCCGAGUGUUUCCAAUAUCUGCAACUCUUCUUCCCCACCAAACGUUUUUGCGAGGGGAACUCGGCUCAGGAGGCUACGGCAAGUUACUGCGCAUCAACCUCCCUCCCGGAAGGUGGACGAUUGGCCUCGCCAUCACCUGCACAGCACCGAUCGACGUGUGUCUCCUGAUGCUUCUCGCCCAGCGCCGUCAUCCCUCUCUGCGCCGGGAAGGAGGUGAGUGCCUGUCUAGGCCACAGAGAGACGCGGCGCCAGGGAGGGAGACACCAAGUGCUUUCUACGUGUCCUUUGACGCAAGUGGCCCCCGCCGAGCCGCUUUGCAAGAUGACAAGCGAAGUUGUCGGGCGCCCACAGCUCACGGAAGCGCUGCUUCGUCUUCACAGCCUUCUAUCCCCACAUUAGAUCCCUCUCUGACUCUGAUGAGCGCGACACCUCCGGAGUGGAACGCCUUUGCUUCCCUGUCUGUACACCCGCGGGAAGCACAGAUUCUCCACGUCCGUACGCCUCCAGAAGGCACUCCAGAUGGAGGAUGGCUGCUGCUUCGUGUACAGCCAACUGAGCAAGUCAACCGGCGGCUGCUGGACAGAACCGCGGAGACGUACGCAAAUGCCUUGCGUGCGUAUUCCUGUACAUCGCCAAAUCUUGAGGAAUCCAAGCCCGUGCCUAGCUCGGCGGAAACUGCAGACGCUGGCAAAAGAUCGGGACAGGGCCUCUGCGUCGCUGCCCCACUCGAGACAGAAAAUCCUUCUUUUGCUCGGCGCAGCAGAGGCGCUGAAGCCCCUAAAAGCUUCACUGGGGUAUCCCCCGGCAACCCAGUAUGCGGCACACAAGUCGCGGAUCAGGAAGUGAGAACACCUUGUGAGAAGACGGUGAAAUUCUCCAUCGGAGUCCACUCCGUGUUUCUCCACCCUGCUCUGGCGAGCAAAGACCGCGGCGCGGGAUCUGGAAUUCCGAGAAGGAGCGAAGGCGGACGGACGGAAGCAGAGGGGGAAGAAACCAAAGUCGCCACGGCAACAUCUCUCUCGCCUUCUGGAUCCGCUUUUCAAGAGGAGCUAUGCGCUCCUUUGGAAGAGAGUGCAGACAGAGGGUCCGACACCCGAGAUGAGAAAACAAGGCAUGGCAAGUUCGGUGUCGCAAAUUCGUCCGCUCCGCCAGCUUCUAGGUUUCCGGUUCCACGUGCUCCGCCGUCUCUCUUGCCACGCUCAACGGUUCGAAGGGAUGUCUGCGUUCAGACGGUCAAAUCGAGCCUUCUGCGGGGCACUCUUUGUUCUCUUCACGACGGGCCGCGACCGCCUCCUGUUCCGCAAUUCUGCAUGUGUGACGAUCCUUCUUGGGGAAGUCCACCUCGGCGGACGUCUGCAGGGACCCGCGAAGCCACGCGGUCCCAUGAAAAAGCCUCCCCUUCUUCCACACAUCCUUGUCCUUCGUCUCCCGCCUCCCAUCCUGAGGCUGCUUCCGCAUCGCCCUCGCACCUGGACCCUCAGCUCAAGCAGCCCCUGUUCUACGCGCCGUCCUUUCCGCUGCUGAAGGUUCUCCUCGACGACACCCCAGUGCCCCUCGGGGACUUUUCCUCACUCCUUUACCCCCCUUCUUGCAUGCACGGCGAGAGAGGCGCUGCCGCGACCGCUCCAGGCGUUCUCUCCGGGGCGCGCUUCGUUCGCUGGCCGCUUCAGUUGCUGGUGGAGACAGCGUGGAUCGUUCUCGUUCAGCGAGCUCGAGAGCGCCGACAUCUGCGGGCGAGGCGAGCGGAUCGCAGGCACCAGAGAAGCGAGGCUUUGUCUCUGUUCGAGAAACACUGUGUGCAUCGAGCAAUUCACUCGGAGAGCGGAGGCUCUGGACCGCCGCAGAGUCGGAAGGGAGGACGACAGAGCGGUCGUCGGCGAGGCAAAGAGCCGUCCCCCCUCGGGCGUUGUGUCACGGACUCGCGGUGUUGUGACACAGACGGUGCCUCGGCCAGGAGUGCCGACCCGACUUGCCAAUUCACAAACUUGAGCAACAGUCCAAGGCUGUUUAUCCAGACUUCCGCCUCAGAAGAUGACGUAAAUCUUGGGGAACAGGGCCAAAGAGGAAGUGGGCGAAUGCCCUUGACAAAGAAACAAGAGAGACAACUCCGGCCAAAUUCCAGCGGCUCUGCACUUCCCGCGUCCGCAGCGCCUCUCGAAAAGCUUGGCACAGAGACGAACGGAGGGGGGGGAGAACAGGAGCCUUGUUUUGCAAAGGGAAAGCCUGACGCAACAGAGAAAAAAAUGUGUGCAGGUGAUCCGCCUCGACCGGCUGCACUUUGGCGAGCAGUGCAGGACGCCGCGGAAGCAGCCGAGAGUGCGAAAGAUCCAGAGGAAGAGUCGCUCGCAAGUUUCACCUUCACCUUCUUUCUCCGUCGAUUUGGAGUGGCGUUUCUCUCCCACAAAGCUCUCCACUCCUUUCUCCUCUCUCUGCUCUACUAUGCGCCACUCCUCACACCUGUGUCGCCGACACAACAGCGGGAAGCAUUCUGCGGGAAGAAUACGCGCCCGCGUCACCCCUCACUUUUUGAGUUUGAAGGUGCCUUCUCACCCGCACCCAACACGUCUGGACACCACGCAGACUUCAGGGCUUCGGGGAAGGGGCGUCUCUGUGACUCUGGGCACGACUCUUCUCCAGUCUCCACCCGCCACCAGCGGCAGCAGGUGAAAAUCUGUUCGCGCAUCCGAGGCUUUCUGCCGCUGUUCUCUGCGCGCCUGUUUGGACGUCUCACGGGCCUCUUGAGCGCCUCCGAGGACACGCACCCCUUUCGCCAGUCUCUCGACGACUUUCUCUGUCUUGCGCUCGACGCCCUUGUGGACCAGAUCGGAGCAGACCAGACGGCGUCUCGGGCAAAGCGAGAGUCGAGGGAGAAAUCCGAAAGAGCGGGACAAGCAGUUCGUUCACCCGCCUCGACACACAAGCACGCCUCCACCUCCCUUGUUACCAAUCCGGGAGAUAGGGCCCACGCGUGUUUCCCUUCCCGGCCUCUCACGGCAUCUUCUGGGCUUCAGAGGGAGGCAGCGCAGGCGGGUACACGAAAUGAGCCGUCUCUGCGACCGCGUCCUCCUGACAACGCAGGAGUUGGACUGUGUUUGGCUGUCUCGCAUGCUGCCGCCGCGAAAAUUGUGCGCCGGGUGUUUCAUGAAGAAGGAACCACAGAGUAUCGACUCGCCGCCCUCGAGGCUCUCGACUCCCAUAGAGACGCUGCGGUCGCGGCGAUGCGCUCCCGCCAGCUGGGGCUUCGGGCGCGUUGGGCGCGGGGACGGCCGGCGAUCACCGGCGAAGGCGCGACAUCCGCUUUCCUAGAAGAAAGAGUCAGAGAGACCGACGGGGAACUAAAGAGGAGAGCGGCGCAGGGGACUCGCACGGAAGUGAGAGCUGCGCGUUCGACGGGGAGGUGGGACGCGCGUGAGGCGAGUAGCGCCCCGGUCUCGGAACGAGAGGGAGACUCAAGGGACAGUCGCGCGAAAGACGUGGAGCCCGGGAAACUGCGAAGCCGAAAGAUGAAGGCGACACAAGGAAGGAAAGGAAGCGAAGAAGGCUGGGACCUCCUGGUUCCGGCCGACCUCCUCAUUCAGGCCUUGACACAGCAGUGGGAAGUGCUAUACAUUCACCUGCAGCAGGCGAUGGAAAGGGUUCUCGAUUCAGAUGUGUGCGGCCCACAGCCAGCGACUUCGCCCAUCCUGUCCUUCAACGCGUUUUCUUCCUUUCUCCAUCGCCUGCGCCCGGAACGUUCACUGUCUCCAAAUCACCGGCUGUCUCUGUAUCGUCGCGCGCUCUUUGCUGCGGCGUCCCGAAUCCACCCUCUCUGCGCCUCCCUCCAUUCUUCUUCGCUCGCAGCCCUCCUUCUGCACCAAACUCACCUUCUCGCCUUUCCGUUGCCUUUCCCUGCCUCGCCUUUCCUCGCUCUGGGCCCAGAGCCUCAGGCGGAGCCGUCGGAGGACGACUCGGCAGAAGACGCCGACGGCGCGAAGGCGAAGGGAACACAGAGCCCUCCCUCGCUGCGCAGUGAAGACGCGCUUUCACGGGGUACGCCUCGCGUAGUGCAGCUCUGCGACUUGGGUUCCUCUGAAGGCAGUCCCGUGUCGCCCCCAAGUCUUUCCUCUUUGUCCUACGAGUGUCGCCUGGCGGCGUUCAUCGUGGAUGCACUUGUGCACUUUCUCUGCACAGAGGCGCCUGGCCUUCUUCACUCAGGUCCCCGCGACAUUCGACAGGCGGCCUUUGCGUCCGCGAGGGAAGAGGCGCAGGAAACACCGAGGCGCUCCGAGGCUGCAGCAAACCCGGAAAGCUCUCGUGUGGCCUUCGCCGCAGAACACAAGAUACGCAGUGAUACCCUCUCCAGAGCCAGAGUUGCCGUGGUUGUGAAAUCGAACAAGAAGAACGCAGAGGCAGGGAACGACACAGAAGGCAGGCAGAGAGGUGACGAGGGAAAACCCGAUUCACGAUGGGAAGCGAACAAAGGAGGCACGUCCUCGAAAGGACACAUUUUCUCUGCGUCCGGUGCCCCGGCAGAGAAGAUCGACGGAAGGGAGCAGAGAGAGUACAGACUGGUGCAUCAACUCCUCAGCUGGUGCGCUUCUCCAGAAGGAUACAGGCCUCUGUACGCCGGAGAUGCCGCUGCAGCUCCACAGAAAAGCGAGGACGCCGCCCGAACACAACCUGCCUCGAGUGUCGUCGAAGCCUUUGCUGUCAGCGCGCCCAUCCGAAACUUGGAGUACAUCAAUCCCGGAGCCGCGGUGGAAGCCGCCAAAGAUCUCGAUCGCUCCGCCUCCCAACAGAACGCACCGGCGGCCCUCCUUCUCGCCAAGAUCUACGCGGUGCUCCGAGACCUCCUGGCAGUUGUCGGCGAUUCAGAGCUGCUCGCACCCGUCUGCUACGCUUUGGCUUCGCCCGACGCGCACUCCCCGUACUCGGAUUUCCCCUCGGGCGUCUCUCCCCAGUCUCCGUUCACGCCGGGACGCGGUCGCCUCUCGCUUCUGACGAAAGAUCAAAGAGACGAAGACGUCGCCGCCAGCCGCCUCGACAGCGAAACACUCCACGACGUUCUGCGCAGUGUGUGGAACGCCCUCGAAAGAGCGGCUACCCUGACUGUCGAGUACAUGGAAGCAGCGAGGACAGAGUACCAGGCUGCCGCCUUCGCCAGAAUGAAACACGGCGCUUCUGUCAAGGACGCCCUACGAGACCUGGCCCGACUGUACAGAGACCAGGUGGACAGGCUUUUUAUCCUCAGUGUAGGCAGUAACGCAUUCAGUGCCGCUCUUGAACAGCAAAGUGCCCGAGAGCAACUGAGCCUGCUUUACCGUCAAAGUCUUGAGUUGGAGCGACGGCAGUUAGAGCUCCACGAUGCGCUCCACGGUUUCUCUGAGGCGGAAGAGAAGAAGGGCGAGGGAGGAGAAAACCGAGAGACAGAAGUGGAGAAUUAA
Messenger RNA from Neospora caninum, 7875 nucleotides. RefSeq lists its product as hypothetical. The transcript is spliced from 4 exons. Bases 1 to 7875 code for a protein of 2624 amino acids. The record is from RefSeq and is a predicted model, not a curated record. NCBI's taxonomy places the organism in Eukaryota, Apicomplexa, Conoidasida, Eucoccidiorida, Sarcocystidae.